Ipomoea nil (Japanese morning glory) is the source of this 530-nucleotide messenger RNA. RefSeq names its product ethylene-responsive transcription factor 1B-like. Gene Ontology annotation, biological process: regulation of DNA-templated transcription; ethylene-activated signaling pathway. The record is from RefSeq and is a predicted model, not a curated record. Lineage: Eukaryota; Viridiplantae; Streptophyta; Magnoliopsida; Solanales; Convolvulaceae. The transcript has a single exon. Bases 29 to 463 code for a protein of 144 amino acids. Gene Ontology annotation, molecular function: DNA-binding transcription factor activity; DNA binding.
GAAAUCUUCUGCGAAAUGAAAUGCAAGAAUGACUUGCAAAGCUGCAGAUUCCUCCUCCAAGAAAGAAAGGCAGUUCGUCGGAGUUCGGCGGCGGCCGUGGGGGAAAUACGCCGCCGAGAUUAGGGAUUCGACGAGGAAUGGGUUGAGGGUGUGGCUGGGGACUUUCGACAGCGCCGAGGAGGCGGCGUUGGCUUACGACCAAGCGGCGCUGCUCAUGCGCGGCCCGGAGACUUUCCUGAACUUGCCGCUGGCCACGGUUCGCGACUCGCUCAAAGGAAUGCGGUGCGGCGGCGACAAGGCGGCGACAUCGCCCGUCGAGACGUUGAAGGAGAGUUACAAGAGGAGGAGUAGCACGUCCAUGUUCGGAGGGAACAACAAACGAGGAUUCGACGAGUUGGAUAAUGUUUUGGUUUUAGAGGAUUUGGGUCCUGAGCUAUUAGAUGAGCUAUUAUCAGCUUCUUGAAUUGCUAAUUUCAUCAUCAGCAUCAACUGCUAAACCUACCUCGUACAAACCAAAAUGUCUAUCAUUU